GGACAUUACGCUAAAAUUUAAGCACUAAUAUAUUUGACCAUUUCUCGAUAAUUGAUGAUUACAUAUCAUACAUAAGGCUUUUGCAAAGAAUGUUGUUUCCACGCGUAACUACUAACUGUGUUAUUUAAUAUAUACAUUGAUCAAAUAAAAAAAGAUACAACUACAUUCACGAGAUUUAUCCAGCUUUUAUUUUACGUAAUUGAUACAUUUUAUUUUAUGUUACUAAACGAUUAUUGACUAAACUAUGUUAUAAUAUUACGUUCAUGCUAAUUUUUUGAAAAUUUUGAUUCGUAUCGGACCGGAAAAGAGAAUAUGCCAUUUCAAUAUGGUGGAUCGUUUUUGAAGUACUCAUUGUCGGUACUUUUUGUUUCUUUUUAAACAUUGAUAUACAUUGAUACAAAUUUUGUUAAGGAAGUACGAACUUGAUAAUUAAACAGAAGGUUAAUAGGUAUUAUAAGUCUACAUGAAUGACAACGAUUGAUGCGUGUUCGGUAACGGUUCACGUUUUUAGUUGAAAUGGAUUGUCGUUACCGCAACGAUUAUACAGUUCGUAAAAAGUCACACGUAUGUUCUGCUUUUAAAAUGUAUUAACAGUAAAAAAAAUAGUGCAUUACAUUAUCGUUACCUAUUGUAUUGUAAUGCCAUCGUUCGGUAGAAAUUGUUGUAUUCUAUUCUAAAAUUGUGACAAGUUCAUAGCAUUCAUCAAACAAAACAUACGAGUACACUGUAUAAUUACAUAUUAUGCACUUUGAAGUGGAAUCUGUUCAAAAAUAUCCAACCACAAACAUGAAUAAGUCAAUGGAGGACUUGUUAAUAUAUAAUCGUGAAGUUAUGACCGAGUUGGAAAAUCAGAAUCCAACAGCAACAAACAUAGGCAAUGGUAUAUCAGAUAAUGUACAAGAGAGUGGCGCAAGCGGAGAAAAGAAAGAUAGUCCAGUUUCAAGUCCAAAUUUAUCUCCACGCCCUAGUCCAAAAGUGCGUAAUAAACGAGAUCACUCCAAAACAAGUCAUGAUUCAAGUACCAAGGAAUCUAAUAGUGUCAACAAAUUGGAUGAUCAUCAAGUACAUCAACAACAAGAUAUAGCAAACAAAUCGUCAGAUUCUUCUCAGGCUGUAAAAAGUUCACACGAGGGUAAAAAGGAAACACGGAGUAGUGAACGAAAUAAAAAAAAAUCUUGGUAUCACGUUUUAUAUCCAACUUACAAAUCUAGAUCUGAUGAUUUUAGGCGUAUAUUUAAAGAUGUACCAGACGAUGAAAGAUUAGUUGUCGAUUAUUCGUGUGCACUACAACGUGAAAUAUUAGUUCAUGGGAGACUCUAUGUAUCUCAAAAUUACGUAUGCUUUUAUGCAAAUAUUUUUAGUUGGGAAACUCUAGUAUGUUUACGCUGGAAGGAUGUUACAUCUAUCACCAAAGAAAAAACUGCACUUGUGAUACCUAAUGCAAUUUUAAUAUGCACUGCCACUGACAAGUUUUUCUUGACAUCUUUCGGUGCAAGAGAUAAAACAUAUGUAAUGUUAUUUCGUGUAUGGCAAAAUGCUCUUAUUGGUGAGCCAAUGAAUGCACCUGAAAUGUGGCAACUUGUACAUUCUUGUUAUGGAGAUGAAUUGGGUUUAACAUCGGAUGAUGAGGAUUAUGUUCCGCCGUUACCAGCACCUGAUGAAGAGAAGUUAUCAACAAGAUUAUCCGUAGAAUCAUUUUCCGAGGUAGAAAGUGGUAAUACGGAACAUGCAAUAACUCGAGUGCCAGAUACAAUCUCUGAAACAAAAGCAGAAGUUCAUCAUUUGCCUCGACCAGAUCCUAUUAUCGAUGCAACAGACCUAAGUGAUACAACAGAAAGUGAAGCAGAAAAGCAUGCAUUAAAAUUAGGCGUUCGAGGCAGUGUAGUGUGUACCUCGCCACAUGAAGGCCGUCAAAUAAGCAAGGCUACAUUCCCUAUUCAUAUUGAUCAAUUAUUUACCUUGCUAUUUACAAACUCAAAAUUUUUCUUAGAUUUUCAAACUGCUCGUAAAACUACUGACAUAUUCAUCCAUUUAGAUUUAGUACAAUCAGAGUGGACUCAAAACGAGCAAACUGGUCAGAAAGUUAGAAAUCUAUCGUUUACAAUAGCACUGUCUCAAGCUAUUGGACCAAGAACCUCUCAUAUUUCAGAAACCCAGAUAAUGUUACCAUGUAGCAGACCUGGUCAUUUAUACAGUAUCGAUGUAGAAAGCGUAAAUGCUGGAAUCCCAUAUGCAGAUUCAUUUUCUGUAUUACUCCAUUAUUGCAUUACGAGCGCUUCUGAGAAUGAAACAAGUAUCGCAAUUUAUGCUCAAAUAAAGUACAAAAAGAAUGUAUGGGGUUUUGUAAAAAGCGUUAUUGAGAAAAAUUGUUGGGCUGGAAUAGAUGAAUAUUUUACGAGCUUGAUAAAAGCACUAACGGUAGAAUGUGAAGAAACUACUGGAAGCGGAGGAGUGAAAAGGAAAGCAAGAAGACGACGUCGUGCUACCGGUCCUGGUAUUUCUUUACAAACUCAUUCUUCAGAUCAUACGUCUUCCGCUCUACAAAACUCUUUAAACAUGCCACAUAUUAAUGAUAACACUGUUUCUGCUACUCGAGGUGACUCAAAUAUGAUAAUCAGUUCAAUGCUAUUGAUUGCUGUCUUAUGUUUGAUGGUAAUUAAUGGUUUAUUGUAUUAUAAAUUAUGGGGCUUAGAAGAAGCAGCAGCCUAUACUAUUAUGGACUUACAUGUAUUAAAAAAUACACCAAAAACCGAAGAAGAUUGGAUUCACUUAUUGCAACAGCAAGAAAGUUUGCAUAAUAUAGAAAUGAGAAAAUGGCAAAGAGUAUUACAUACUGCUGCACAAUUACUUAGACAAACAGAGGAAUCGUUAACAGAAUUACAAAUGAGUAUUCACCCAACUGCGACGGAAAAAAUGUUCUCUGUGUUAAAACCGAGCUUGAAAAGCUUUAAUUCGCGUACAACAGAACAGCGAAGUCACUCAGAAAUGUAAAAAAGAAUUAUGUAAAAAUAUUCCGAUAAAAGUAACGUGAGUAUUAUAAUGCGAUAAGUCAUUAAAAGUCAUGAUUCUAGUAAACUUUAAUUAAGUAUACUUAAUAAGAAUAAUAUAACACUAAUUAUUGUUGUACUUGCAUAUAACUUAUAAUUAGGUACACAAGUGCGCUCUGUGAUGGUGAUGAUGAUGAUUGUUGAUAACGCCAAAUGCACAACAAUACACACGCAAACUGUUUAUGAUCAAUAGGAAAUGCAAUUUAAAUUUGUUCGUUUUUAUUACUUUUAAUGUUUCUAGUAUGUUAUAUAUGUACGUAAAUUUUUUCCAUGUAGAAUACUAAAUUAAACUAAGUUACAUUUUUAAUAUAUGAAUUUAUAUUUAUAUGUUUGUUUGUGUGAAUGAAAGUUGUAUAUUAGCACAAUGUAAAGAAAGAAUAAAUAAUUUUUAGAGCAU
Molecule: messenger RNA, 3444 nt
Organism: Bombus pyrosoma
Lineage: Eukaryota; Metazoa; Arthropoda; Insecta; Hymenoptera; Apidae
Gene: GramD1B
Product: protein Aster-B
Exons: 13
Coding region: 742-2991 (749 amino acids)
Biological process (GO): intracellular sterol transport
Cellular component (GO): endoplasmic reticulum-plasma membrane contact site; endoplasmic reticulum membrane; plasma membrane
Molecular function (GO): sterol binding; sterol transfer activity
Source: RefSeq, a predicted model, not a curated record